Armigeres subalbatus is the source of this 1716-nucleotide messenger RNA. RefSeq lists its product as uncharacterized. Bases 1 to 1716 code for a protein of 571 amino acids. Lineage: Eukaryota; Metazoa; Arthropoda; Insecta; Diptera; Culicidae. The transcript is spliced from 2 exons. The record is from RefSeq and is a predicted model, not a curated record.
AUGGUGUGGGAUGCCGCUGCAGUAGCCCACGGAAUAUCCCUUAACUCCGCGCUACUCAAAGGACCGGAUCAACUCAGCGAGCUGUUUACCAUACUGGUACAAUUCCGUGAAGGCCGGGUCGCUCUAACUGGAGAUGUGCGCGAAAUGUUCCUGCAAGUGCUCAUGCAUCCGGAAGACCAGCAGUGUCAGAGGUUCCUCUGGUAUGAUGAAGAUAGGACCCCCUCCAUAUACGUUCUCCAGGUGAUGACAUUCGGGGCCCCCAGCGCCCAGUUCGUGAAAAACCUAAACGCCGAGCGCUUCAAAGGGGAUUAUCCAGCGGCGGCUGAAGUGAUCCAGAAACGGCACUACGUUGACGACAUGCUGGUGAGUGUGGCAACAGAGAAAGAAGCUGUCGAACUCGCAUUGCAAGUGAAGGCGGUACACGCAGCUGGCGGCUUCGAAAUCCGUAAUUGGAUCAGCAACUCCAAACGCGUCGCUGAGGCCUUAGAGGUGAACAACACUGAAGAAAAGAACCUCGAUCUUUCACCGGAAUUAUCCACGGAGAAGGUGCUUGGUAUGUGGUGGUGCACCGACGUAGACACCUUUACCUACAAGGAAAUCUGGCGCUCCGGCAUCGGCUGGGAUGACCAAGUCAUUUUCAAAAGAUGGCAAACCUGGCUCAAAGUCCUUCCUACAAUCGAAAAGAUCGGCAUUCCUCGGUGCUACAUCAGCGAGUCAAGCAUCCACUACGGAGACAUACAGCUUCACACAUUCGUAGAUGCAAGUGAAAACGGUAUCGCGGCUACCUGCUACUUACGAUUCAAUUAUCAGGAUGUUGUCGAGUGCAAAAUAGUCGCCGCCAAAACCCGAGUCGCGCCGUUGAAAUUCCUCUCUAUACCUCGUCUAGAGCUUCGGGCGGCCCUAAUCGGCUCUCGACUUGCCCGAACACUCUCCGAAGCUCUCACGAUCCACGUUACCCGUCGAGUUUUCUGGUCUGAUUCCCAAGAUACCCUGUGCUGGAUCAGAUCUGACUCACCAUUCGUAGCGUUUCGGGUUAGCAAAAUUCUCGAGCUGACGGAGAUGGCCGAAUGGAGAUACGUUCCCACCGAUCUGAACGUUGCGGAUGAUGGAACAAAAUGGACAGGACUUCCAAAUAUGAAGCUCCAAGCCAGAUGGUUCAACGGCCCACAAUUUCUGUAUCUCGCGGAAGACCAUUGGCCACGCACGUCGAAAGGCUCUCAAACCAGCGACCUAGAACUUCGUCCCAGUGCAAUGGCACACUUCACCGCUUCUGAUCCCAUCGUACAAGUGAACGACUUCUCCAAUUGGGGUCGAUUAGUUCGAGUUGUUGUAUUUGUACAACGUUUCUCUAACAACUGCAAAUUGAAAUGUUUGAAGCAGUCUAUAAUAAGCUGCCCUCUUUCCAGCUCAGAAAUAAGCUCGGCUGAAGCAUAUCUACUACGCCAGGCGCAGUUGGAAAGUUAUCCCGACGAAGUCGCUCUUUUUCAAAGAUCGCAGCACGAGCCAACAGCACAUAAAACACCGUUGCCUAAAGCAAGUCCGCUGCACCAAAAAUCACCUUGGCUGGACCAGAAUGGAGUAUUGCGAAUGCGAGGCCGCAUUACCAACUGCGAUUACGCCACCGAAGACGCCAAAAAUCCAAUUAUCCUCCCACGUGACCACCCAACCACCAAGUUGAUUAUUGCACAUUUCCACCAAAAAUUCCACCACCAGUAA